AUGAAUUAUAUGGAUUACAAAACUCAUUCAUUAGAAGAAGUGAAUGAGGCAGCAGCAGCGCUUUGUCGCGUUUUUAGUCAUUUUUUUGAAACGAAGGAGCUGAAACGGCCAGCUGCGGAUGAUCAGUCUGCUGGUGCAAUGGUCCAAAAUUGGAUUUCCGAUAAUUUCAUUUCGUUCACAGAAAAAUUAAUGCAGGUGUAUUCAGAACCUGAUGUGGACGCCUUGCAGGUGUCGUUUUUGACGAUAGCCUUACGUCUUUGCAAGGCUGAAUCCUAUUUGGACCCGAAUGGACUAUUGAGAAAUCAAUUGUAUUUCCGAUUUUGUACUGCUCUUGCUGCAGCAUCGAAUUUAUCGGAUCUCUGUGUUCAAGAUUUCGUAGAGUCCUAUCUCACCAAAUACACAGAUUUGCUAUACUAUUUCUACAAGAGCGUCGCUAAAAUAGCUAGUGCAUAUACAGAGAAUGAUUUGUCGGGCUUUUCUUCAGAUGAAAUCUUUACACUUGCUUCAAACAUUAUUCGCAUACUCUCUCUCAUACCUUCUCCGCUUUCAUCAUCUUUACCAUGGGCAUCUGCGCUUUCUUCAAAUGUCGAGAAUGCAUCAUCCUUAAAGCGCGCCUUUCAAGAUGCUUGGUUGUCCGCAUUGUAUCUUCCUCUCUCAAUCGACCUUUAUAAAAGGGUUUUGAGCGUGAUACACAAGCGUGUAAUUCCUUUCCUUCCCAAACCUGCAAUGCUAAUGGACUUUUUGACUGAUGCAUACAAUUCUCACCACGCCGUUGCCUUACUAGCCUUGAAUGGUCUUUUCACUCUAAUCAUGGAGCAUAAUCUUGACUAUCCUUUGUUUUAUCCUAAAUUAUACGCUCUUCUGGAUAGAAACUUACUCUACUUGCGUACAAGAUCUCGCUUCUUUCGUUUGCUAGAUUUGUUUUUGUCCUCUACUCAUUUGCCUGCUACUGUCAUUGCUUCUUUCAUAAAAAAAUUAGCCCGUUUAGCCUUAACCGGGUCACCUGGUGCGAUUGCUAUCGUUAUUCCUUUCAUUUACAAUUCCUUACAGCGCCACCCAAGUUGUAUGCAAAUGCUACAUCGCAAUGUUAGCGAAUCAGAUGACCCUUUUGAUAUUCAGCAACCCGAUCCUUUGCUGACAUCUGCAAUCGAUUCAUCUUUGUGGGAAUUGCAUACGUUGCAGAAUCAUUAUUAUCCCAACAUUGCUAGUUUGGCUGGUAUUAUGAGCCAACAGUUUACAAAACCUCGUUAUGAGUUAGAGGACUUUCUAGACCACAACUAUGCUACUAUGUGCGAUGCAGAAUUGCGAAGACCGAUGAAAACUGAACCUCCCAUCGAGUAUGAGAAGUGUACUCUUUCUUCCUAUCUUGACGAUUCUUGGGCUUAA
This is a messenger RNA of Schizosaccharomyces osmophilus, 1386 nucleotides long. RefSeq names its product CBF/Mak21 family Noc4 (gene noc4). Gene Ontology annotation, biological process: ribosome biogenesis. Gene Ontology annotation, cellular component: nucleolus; Noc4p-Nop14p complex; small-subunit processome. The coding region runs from base 1 to 1386 and encodes 461 amino acids. The record is from RefSeq and is a predicted model, not a curated record. The transcript has a single exon. NCBI's taxonomy places the organism in Eukaryota, Fungi, Ascomycota, Schizosaccharomycetes, Schizosaccharomycetales, Schizosaccharomycetaceae.